Molecule: messenger RNA, 1036 nt
Organism: Bradysia coprophila
Lineage: Eukaryota; Metazoa; Arthropoda; Insecta; Diptera; Sciaridae
Source: RefSeq, a predicted model, not a curated record
ACGAUUCAUUCAAUUAGUACAAUAUUGACAGAGUCAAUGACUAUGCAGUAUGCCGACGCGUUCUGUUCAAAAACAGUUUUUGUAUUUCUUUGUGUUGGAAGUUUGCAAAAUAUUUAAUUUUAUCAUUCAUGGCCGGUACAUUAACUUUAUGGACAUUCCUUGUCAUUACACUGACCAUUCCUAUUCUUGCUCCUUUUGUUGGUGCACGUGGCAUUAUGCGCUUCAAUAUUAAACCACCACGCGUACCAGCAAAGCCUAAGCCGAUAGUUAGUCGAAAUCAGUAUUGGAGUGAUCGAAAAUUUCACUUUCCGCCUUUCCCACGAACACAGUUUCGACAUCCACUGCAUCCACAACCAAAGUAUCGACAUCCGCCUGCUCGUUUGUCAUCGUUAUUUACAUGGCCAUCAAUUGACCAAAAUUAUAAUCAGACUAAUCACUCGUCGUCAACAACUACUCCACCUACUGGAGACGAAGUAUUAGCAGUGCAUCUGCAACCAAAGUACCAACAUUCGACUGCUCGUUUGUCAUCGUUAUUUACAUGGUCAUCAAUUGACCUAAAUUAUAAUCAGACUAAUCGCUCGCCGUCAACAACUACUCCACCUACUGGAGAUGAAGUAUUAGAAGUGCGACCACAACCAAAGUAUCAACAUUCGCCUGCUCGUUUGUCAUCGUUAUUUACAUGGCCAUCAAUUGACCUAAAUUAUAAUCAGACUAAUCGCUCGCCGGCAACAACUACUCCACCUACUGGAGAUGAAGAAUUAGCAGUGGUUGUGACUGUAAUUCUAAUGCCAAUAUUUUUAGUUCUCUUGGUUCUGCGGUUUGUUUGUUAGUUUAUUAGAAUGUGGGAACUGUUGUUAGUUCUUUAUGCUUCUGUGCUCAAGAAGAAACCUAAUCAAUUCAAUGUGACAAUUUAUUUUAAGUUUUAAGAUUUUAAUGUUCGAAGUUCCUUCGAAUCGAUUUACUUUUUAAGAAAAAUCAUGUAAUAUUUCUUAUUCACAUUUACAUAAUAUUUACAAUAAAUGUGAGAUCAACUGAU